GACGUCGACAGUCGGCAAUAUGGCGUUAAUGGUAUCGUUUGUGUCGGUAGCCGUUUCUAUAUUGUACACGCCGUUCCUGCUUCUUAUUUUGUGUGUGAUAUUCUUGGCAUCUAUUGGAAAAUCUUUGGGUGUAAGGCGGCUUUAUGUGAACAUUUUACUUAAACUUUUCGAGUAUGGCAGACAGCACAUCGAAGUCGCCAAGAAGCUUCAACGGACGGACAGUUCUGAUGAAGAAGAAACUCCAGUGGUUGAUGAUAACAAGCCACCAUCAGCGACUAUCAAAGAAAACGGUGUUAAUGGUACGAAAACGAGCGUGAUCGAGCGACAGGAAAUAUUGGGUCCUUCACCAGAACUCAACUAUAAGAGGAGUGCGAGCCAGGAGCGUGUUCAUAAUGGACACACAACGGAUCCUGGGAAGCUGGAGACGAAUUUAGAGUUCCAUCUCCAUCAUUGUAUGGACCUCGUCAGGGCCGGCAUGGAAUCGAUAAUCGAAGACCAAGUGACGUCGGUCUUCGAAGCUGAGGAGCUAAGGAGUUGGAAUCUCCUAACGAGAACUAACAGACAGUACGAAUUUCUAACAUGGCGCUUGACGAUCAUAUGGGCGAUGGGUUUCGUAGUGAGAUACUUCUUCCUACUACCCCUCAGGAUCCUGAUCUUCGUCAUCGGGGUAUUCACGAUGAUAACGUCAAUGUCGCUCAUCGGAGUGUUGCCAGAUAGCAGAUUUCGUCGUUUCCUCGGCGCCCUGGCGUAUAAAAUAUCGAUACGGACUCUAAUGCGGGGCAUGUCGUGCGUCACGAACUUCCACGACACGCAGUACAUGCCCCGGUCGUACGGUUUCUGUGUCGCAAACCACACGAGUCCGAUCGACGUCGGCGUUCUGAGUAUCAACACGUGCUUCUCCUUGAUCGGUCAGCGACAUAAUGGUUUUCUAGGGCUCUUACAGAGAGCUCUGGCUCGGGCUUCGCCCCAUAUUUGGUUCGAGCGAUCAGAGGUCAAAGACAGGCAUGCGGUAGCGAGGAGAUUAAAGGAACACAUAUCGGUACCCGACAAUCCACCGAUCCUGAUCUUCCCCGAGGGCACGUGCAUCAACAACACAUCCGUGAUGCAGUUCAAGAAGGGUAGCUUCGAAGUCGGCGGCACGAUAUACCCCGUCGCCAUUAAAUACGACCCCCGCUUCGGGGACGCGUUCUGGAACAGCUCGCGCUACGGGAUGCUGCACUACCUGCUGAACAUGAUGACGUCAUGGGCCAUCGUGUGCGACGUGUGGUACCUGCCCGCCAUGCACCGCGAGGCGGGCGAGGGCGCCGUGGACUUCGCCAACCGCGUAAAGGCCGUCAUCGCGCGCCGCGGGGGCCUCGUCGACCUCAUGUGGGACGGACAAUUGAAACGCAUGAAAGCUAAGAAGGAAUGGCGCGAGUUACAACAGGAAGAGUUCAGCAAACGAUUAAAAGGGGAGUAAAAACGGGCCGUUAAACGUAAGUGUCGACUUCGGGAUGUUUAGUCCUAUCUCUGUCUCACUCCAACAUAGCGUGUUAGAAGAGAACGGCAAUAUAUAUAUCGUUGAAGCGUUUGUACAUACAUUUAUAUAUAAAAAUGAAAGUGAAUUCGAUAAAGAAUAUGAUGUAAUUAAUAAAUAGUGACUUAAAUUUUUUCGUUAGAGUGUGUUUACUUAAAUCCGUCUCGCUCUCUCGUCAGUGAUGUUGCAUUCGAACGAGCGAGAUGGCAACGUUUAACUAGACACCCGUCUAAAUGUGUUUCGAUGAAAUUAUUGUAACGUUUCGAUUUCGUGUAAUUUGUACGAAUUGUAAACAAAGAUUCCGGUAUUUUUGUAAUAAUUGUUCAUAUCAUCGGUCGAAUCUGUUGUUGCUCUUUGUAUGUAUAUAGUAAGGCAGGCAGACUGGCAAAUAUUGGACCCGGUGGUCACCAUCCGUUCAACUUGUCUAUUUUUAUAUUCUUAGGAUAAAAGAAUUGGUCAAAAAAAAAAAACAUUUAUAUGAAUUAUGUCUUUUUGUAUACGAGAAUCUAUGAAAGUCUUUUAAUUAU
Molecule: messenger RNA, 2043 nt
Organism: Vanessa tameamea
Lineage: Eukaryota; Metazoa; Arthropoda; Insecta; Lepidoptera; Nymphalidae
Gene: Gpat4
Product: glycerol-3-phosphate acyltransferase 4
Exons: 11
Coding region: 20-1459 (479 amino acids)
Biological process (GO): triglyceride biosynthetic process
Cellular component (GO): endoplasmic reticulum
Molecular function (GO): glycerol-3-phosphate O-acyltransferase activity
Source: RefSeq, a predicted model, not a curated record